This is a messenger RNA of Staurois parvus, 304 nucleotides long. NCBI's taxonomy places the organism in Eukaryota, Metazoa, Chordata, Amphibia, Anura, Ranidae. The record is from the annotation of a GenBank genome assembly.
AUGCGAUCAGCCGUGUCCAAUCACAGCUGAUCAGUGUGCCCUGAUGAUCAGUGUAGCCCCAGCAGUGCCACCUGUCAGUGUCCAUCAAUGCCUUGUGUCAGUGCUCAUCCAUGUCACCUGCCAGUGCCCAUCAGUGCCACAUAUCAGUACCUACCAGUGCACAUCAAUGCCACAUAUCAGUGCCCAUCUGAGCUGCUUUUCAGUGUCACCCAUCAGUGCCACCUAUCAAUGCCAAUCAGUGUCAUGUAUCAGUGCUUCCUUUCAGUGCCCAUCAGUGAUGCCUGUCAAUGCCCAUCAGUGCCAC